Molecule: messenger RNA, 3703 nt
Organism: Bufo bufo (common toad)
Lineage: Eukaryota; Metazoa; Chordata; Amphibia; Anura; Bufonidae
Gene: LIG4
Product: DNA ligase 4
Exons: 3
Coding region: 236-2956 (906 amino acids)
Biological process (GO): double-strand break repair via nonhomologous end joining; immunoglobulin V(D)J recombination; nucleotide-excision repair, DNA gap filling
Cellular component (GO): DNA ligase IV complex; DNA-dependent protein kinase-DNA ligase 4 complex
Molecular function (GO): ATP binding; DNA binding; DNA ligase (ATP) activity
Source: RefSeq, a predicted model, not a curated record
CAGGGACUUGCCAGUGCCCAGUGAUGUGCACACGUAGGGCAGCAGGUGAGAGCGGGGCUGACAGGUGGCUGCUGCAGCCAGUCUGGACACGUCUGACGUCAGCAGGAAGGGGGAUUGUGUUCCCAUAGAUAAGAGCCCUGAGUGCCCAGUGUUGUCCUUCACGUAUUGUACCAUCCGCAGAGGCUCGGAAACAAGACUGCGGACUUUGUUUUUAAUGUUUUAGAUCUCUGGCACAAUGUCUUCAAAUCAACUGCCCUUAACCGUCGCUUCUCAAGUACCUUUCGCAGAUCUCUGUAAUACUUUAGAAAGAAUUCAAAAAUGCAAGAACAGAACAGAGAAAACAAAGAUUUUAAAGCAGUUUAUUGACUCUUGGAGAAAAUUCCAUGAUGCCCUUCACAAGAGCGAACCUACCACUACAGACUCUUUUUAUCCAGCUAUGAGACUUAUUAUACCACAGUUAGAAAGAGAGCGGAUGGCCUAUGGAAUUAAGGAGACUUUGCUGGCCAAACUGUAUAUCAAAGUGCUUGGGUUGUCUAAAGAUGGCAAAGACGCUCUUAAACUUUUAAAUUAUAGAACUCCUACCGGCUCCAAUUCAGAUGCAGGCGACUUUGCUGCAAUUGCUUACUUCGUGCUUAAGUCACGUUGCCGAAAGGAAGGAACCUUGUUCAUAAAAGAUGUCAAUGAUCAAUUAGAUUCAAUAGCAAGCAACAAUGCAGGCAAGAAGAAGGAACUUAUAGAGAAAAGUCUGCUGCAUUUGAUUGCAAACUCCACUGCCCUGGAACAGAAGUGGCUUAUUAGGAUGAUUAUUAAGGACAUGAAGCUUGGGUUCAGCCAGCAAACAGUCUUUUCCAUCUUUCACCCAGAUGCUGCAGAACUGCACAAUGUCACCACCGAUUUAGAAAAAGUGUGUCUACAGCUACAUGACCCGAAUGUGUGCCUUAGCGAUGUCUCUAUUUCAAUGUUUUCUGCCUUUAAACCAAUGCUUGCUGCCAUUGCGGACAUACAGCACAUAGAAAAACAAAUGAACCACCAGAGUUUUUAUAUUGAGACAAAGCUUGAUGGUGAGAGGAUGCAGAUGCACAAGGAUGGAGAUGUCUAUAAAUACUUUUCUCGGAAUGGGUUUGAUUACACUCGGCAGUUUGGUGGUUCUCCCCUUGAAGGCUCCUUGACACCAUAUAUUCAUAAUGUCUUUCGUAUGGAUGUGCAAAACUGCAUACUUGACGGUGAGAUGAUGGCCUACAAUCCUAACACUCAGACUUUCAUGCAGAAAGGUAACAAGUUUGACAUCAAAAGGAUGGUGGAUGAUUCAGACCUUCAGACUUGUUUCUGCGUGUUUGACAUCUUGAUGUUUAAUGGCCAAAAGUUGGCCCAUGAAACACUUAGAAAAAGGUAUGAUAUCCUUUGUGAUAUCUUUACCCCAGUUCCAGGAAGGAUUCACAUAGUUGGCAAAACUGAGGCCAGUACCAAAAAGAAUGUUGUUGACGCGCUGAAUGAGGCAAUUGAUAACCGCGAGGAAGGAAUUAUGGUAAAAGACCCUAUGUCCAUUUAUAAGCCAGAUAAGCGUGGAGAAGGUUGGUUAAAGAUCAAACCUGAGUAUGUUAAUGGACUCAUGGAUGAAUUAGAUCUCUUGAUUAUUGGUGGAUAUUGGGGCAAGGGUCUACGUGGUGGUAUGAUGUCUCAUUUUUUGUGUGCAGUUGCUGAAAAACCAUUUCCGGGAGAGAAGCCGUCUGUUUUUCAUUCACUUUGUCGAGUUGGCUCUGGCUAUACAAUGAAAGAAUUAUACGACCUAGGUUUAAAGUUGGCUCCACACUGGAAGCCUUAUCGAAAAAGAGAUCCACCUACAAAUCUUUUGUGUGGGACUGAAAAACCAGAAGUAUUUCUUGAGCCUUGUAAUUCUGUUAUUAUUCAAGUGAAGGCAGCAGAGAUUGUUCACAGUGAUAUGUACAAAACAAAUUGUACUCUCCGGUUUCCCCGAAUUGAGAAGAUCAGAGAGGACAAGGAAUGGUAUGACUGCAUGACACUUGAUGACUUGGAACAAUUUAGAGAAAAGGCUUCUGGGAAAUUGGCAUCAAAACACUUGGAUGUUAGUGAAGAGCCACGAGAAAAGAAACGAAAAACUGUCCCUAAGAUUAGGAAAGUAAUCGGUGUGGUUUCUCAUUUGAAAGCACCCGAUCUUACCAACAUCUCAAAGCAGUCAAAUAUGUUUGAAGAAGUUGAGUUCUGUGUGAUGAGCGGGACAGAUGAGCAUUCAAAAGCCAGUCUAGAGAGCAUGAUAGCUGCUUGUGGUGGCUUAGUGGUGCAGAAUCCUGGAGAAGACACUUAUUGUGUUAUUGUAGGAACUACAAAUGUCAGAGUGAAAAAUAUUAUCUCGUCUAAUAAGCACGAUGUCGUUAGAGCCGCUUGGCUUCUUGAGUGCUUUGAAAAGAAAACCUUUGUACCUUGGCAACCUAAACAUAUGAUUCAUAUGUGUCUGUCCACCAAGGAACAUUUUGCUUGUGAAUAUGACUGCCAUGGUGACAGUUAUGUGACAGAUACUAAUGAGUCUGAGUUGAAGGACCUGUUUACCGGAAUGCCUGACCCCAAGGACAAAAUCCCACUGGACAUGAUUGCUGACCUUGAGCAACGCUAUUCAUGGGAAAAUUCUUUUACCAGUCUGUUCCGUCAAUGUAUUGUAUAUCUAGAUACAUAUGCAACUAUUAAUGACCCACUCGCUAAAAUUGAAAAUUCUGCUUUGAGUAUAACAGCAUUGGAGCUACGCUAUAAUGGAGCAAAAGUAGUCAGCCAUCUUGAAGAAGGCGUGUCACAUGUUGUGGUAGGGGAUGACUUGUCUCGUUUGCCAGAAAUUAAAAGUCUGAGAAGGACACUGACCAGAAAAUUUAAGAUUGUUCGAGUCCUGUGGGUAGCUGAUUCUCUGAAGACGGGAAUGCUUCAGAUGGAGCAGGAUUAUUUAUUGUAAAAUCAGAUUUUUUUUAAUUUAUUUUUUUAUGAAUUUUAAUCUAACUUUUUAUGUACAUUGUUCACAUAUUUAAAUGUUUCUGAUUUUAUUGAUGUCUCUAUUUUUAUGUGGAUGAAGGUUAUUGAUCAAUUUUGAAGUUAUUUGUUUAAAAGGUAAAAUAUAUUUUAAAUAUAUAAAGCCGGUUUGUAAUAUACAUUUGAUGACUGUCGCUCCCCGCAGUAAAAUUUCACACAGAUCACUCCCAUUGCAAUAGAUUCAGAAGCCUAUGAGAUCCCACUUAAUGUGCCUCACUUCAGUAAAGAACUUGGCUAUUAUUGCAGUCAUGCAGUGGUGGGGGCCCAGUGGGAAUCAUUGAGCGGAGGGGCAGUCCUCGUAUCAAGUAUAUUGCCAGUCGGCUUCUGUUAGUAAGAAACUUUUAUGUGAGAGGACAAUAUAGACAUGUUGAAGGGGUUGUUCCACAAUCAACAUUUAUCACCUAUCUGUAAAUGUUUUAUUGCUGGGACCCUCACUGAUAACUAGAUAUUGUCUGCACAAUACAAAAAGAUUCCACAGCACUCUCCAAAUUAAUGCUAAUUGAAUCAAUUGGCACCUUACCUAUCCAUGGCAGAGUGUGGGGCAUUUCUCUCUUGGAUAGAUCAUGACCGCAGCGAUGAGGAGUGUGAAUGAAGCAUCAGUUGAACAUGCUCCUUACCACUCCAUUCAAUGGCUGUCGUUUAUUCAAACUGCAUUAAUUUGGUGUGUUGUGGA